Messenger RNA from Terrapene triunguis (Three-toed box turtle), 2921 nucleotides. RefSeq names its product molybdenum cofactor synthesis 1 (gene MOCS1). Lineage: Eukaryota; Metazoa; Chordata; Testudines; Emydidae. Bases 54 to 2129 code for a protein of 691 amino acids. The transcript is spliced from 11 exons. Gene Ontology annotation, biological process: Mo-molybdopterin cofactor biosynthetic process. The record is from RefSeq and is a predicted model, not a curated record. Gene Ontology annotation, molecular function: 4 iron, 4 sulfur cluster binding; cyclic pyranopterin monophosphate synthase activity; metal ion binding.
UGAGCUGCCCCCGCAGGCGCCGGCUCCGUGCGGGACGGGCUCAGCCAGGGCCUAUGGCAGCGGCGCAGGGGGUUCGCGGGUGUCUCCUGCGGGGGCCCCUCCGUGCCCGGCUGGGCAGGGGCUGCAGCUCCGGGGCUCCUGUGCGGCAGCAGCAGCAAGCGCUGGUGGCUGCCCCCGCCCCGGCUCAGGAAUUGCCAAGCACAAGAAGAAAAGGUUUCCUAACUGAACAUGCUGCCCCUUUCUCUGCUUUCCUGACUGACAGCUUUGGCCGUCAGCACAACUACCUGCGGAUCUCCCUGACUGAGAAAUGUAACCUCAGAUGUCAGUACUGUAUGCCAGAGGAGGGAGUUCAACUGACCCCUAAAUCAGAGCUGCUCACUACCCAGGAGAUAAUCACCCUCGCCAGGCUCUUUGUGAAGGAAGGUGUGGACAAGAUCCGAUUGACUGGUGGAGAACCACUCAUCCGGCCUGACGUGGUUGAUAUUGUGGCUCAGCUAUACAAGCUAGAAGGGCUACAAACCAUUGCUGUCACAACCAAUGGGAUCAACUUAGCUAGGCUGCUGCCACGGCUGAAGGAGGCGGGGCUGGAUGCCAUUAACAUCAGCUUGGAUACUCUGGUUCCGGCCAAAUUUGAGUUCAUCGUCCGGAGGAAAGGCUUUCAUAAGGUAAUGGAAGGAAUCAACAAAGCCGUUGAACUGGGGUACAAUCCUGUUAAGGUGAACUGUGUAGUGAUGAGAGGCCUCAAUGAGGAUGAGCUGUUGGACUUUGUGGCGCUCACCAAGAACCAGCCGCUCGACGUGCGGUUCAUCGAAUACAUGCCCUUCGACGGAAACAAGUGGAACUUCAAGAAGAUGGUGAGCUAUAAGGAGAUGCUGGAUACAGUCAGGCAGAGAUGGCCUGACCUGGAGAAGCUGCCCUGUGAGGCCUCCAGCACAGCCAAGGCUUACAAGGUACCAGAUUUCCAGGGGCAGAUCAGCUUUAUUACCUCCAUGUCAGAGCACUUCUGUGGAUCCUGCAAUCGGCUGAGGAUAACCGCAGAUGGGAACCUGAAGGUGUGCCUUUUUGGGAACUCAGAAGUGUCCUUGAGGGAUCACCUACGGUCCGGUGCUUCGGAGGACGAAUUGGUUCAAAUUAUAGGAGAAGCAGUGGGCAGAAAAAAGAAACAGCAUGCAGGCAUGUUUAACAUUUCCCAGAUGAAGAACCGGCCAAUGAUCCUGAUCGAGGCAGCAUUGAAGUCGACCCCACUACUGCAAGAUGCUGUGCAGAAUUCUCCAAGUUCAAAGCAAUGGGGCCACAGACCUGGCCACUGGCUAACGCCAAGAGCAAGUUUAUCCAAGCAGAUGGGAAAAGCAUUUAAGAAAAAUGUGUUUACAGGACCGCAUGCCUUGCCAGGAUCUCACUCAGAGCAACAGCAGCUUGCAGCAGAAAUUCUGCAAGCUCAGGCGCACAGCAUUUGCAUCUUCCAAAAGAAUUUGAGCUCUAGCUCGGACACAAAGUGCCUUAGGACAGGAAGUCCUUCCAUUCAGCACACCAGCCACACUGCUGUGGACAGUCACUCGGGGGCUGCGGCUGGAAACCAGUCAGAAGAAAAGGGCCCAGGAUCUUACUCCAAAGCCAUAGGUUCUGGCUUGUGCACCAGUGAACGGGGUCCCUCCAGCAGCCUGACUCACAUUGACCAAGAGGGGCGGGCGGCCAUGGUAGAUGUUGGAAAGAAGCCCGAUUCUGAAAGGACCGCUGUUGCCAGUGCUCUGGUUCGCCUGGGUGAGAAGGCAUUUGGGAUGGUGCGGCAGAACCAGCUGAAGAAAGGGGAUGUGCUGGCAGUAGCCCAGAUCGCAGGGAUUCAGGGAGCCAAACUGACCAGCCAGCUGAUCCCCCUGUGCCACAACAUCCCUCUGAGCCAUGUGGUUGUCUCUCUGAGCCUGGACGAGAGCAGAUGGGCUGUGGUGAUCCAGGCGCUGUGCCACAGCCAGGGUAAGACAGGCGUGGAGAUGGAAGCGCUGACGGCCGCCAGCCUUGCUGCCCUGACUGUGUAUGACAUGUGCAAAGCAGUCACGCACGACAUAGUCAUCGAAGAGGUGAAGUUGGUGAGCAAGACGGGAGGGCAGAGGGGAGACUUCCAGCGUGGAUAGCACUUCUCCUGGCACAGGAGCAUCCCCACGCGGGCACUGAGGGUGUGGGCCACUUUGGUGCCAUAUCUGCAGUCAGGCUGGGGAAACAGCAGCAGCAGGUAUCCUAUAAAAGAAUGUGACAGUCUCUGAACGGCCAGGCAAUCCCACUGCUGGGUGCUCCUCAGUUCAACUACUGGACAGGUCUCUGCAGGCGUCCACCACCAUCCUUGCCAGUAACCUCAGCAGAGGGGCCAAGGGUUCUGUUAGGCCUUGGGUCAAAACUGAGGCCCUUCAGCCCGGUGGUGCCAGGGAAGCUGGCCUGGCUGCUGUAACCCAUCCAGUGCUUAGACAGGUGCUCUUCAUCAGUAUUGAAUUCACUUAGCAAAUGAACACAACGAGGAGUAGUUUAUUGUAUCUUUGAUCAAUGACUGUGCCUUCAGAAUUGCUCCUUUCUCCCCAUCAAACUUGAAAUAGGAAGAAACUUCAGAAGGAGACAACGGGGAGUCAUUCUAGAGUCCUAGCCAUUGAGCAAAGAUUUUAAUAAUGGACAGAGGCCCAUCAGCUGGAAUUAUUCAGCUCAAAGUCACAUAGUCACACCCCUCACAGCUGCUUGGGUCCUAAAUGGGUCUGAUCAGUACCACAGCCAGGGGACGGGAGCUUGUGUACAUGAAUGGAAAAUUAGAUGUUGGUUGACUGAUGCCAAAUAGCCCAUGCCUAGUUCUGAUUUCACUGAGGGGCAUGAUGCUGAAUACAGAGGGCUACUGCGGUAGGGGGAACUGUAAUUUGCACACCCUGAACUGCAUUGCUGUAGUU